CCGAAAACUUUGCCCCGUCAAACCAGAUUGUGCGCUUUGACGCAGCGAUGGGAGCUUCGCAGACGCACUCCGAGCACAAGUUUCAGGACUUGGUGGACAAAACUGGGUUUUCCUUGGAGCAGAUUAUAAACCUUCACAAAAGAUUCAAGCAGCUGAGUGGAAAUGAAGACACAAUAAGCAGGGAAAACUUGGACAGCAUACCAGCCCUCGCCACCAAUCCAAUCAGAAAGCAAAUCAUUGAAGCCUUCUUUGACAAAAGAAACCAACGUCAGGAUGAAGUGGGCUCCUUCCACGAGAUCGGCUUUGAGCAGUUCCUCAUGGUCAUGUCCCACUUUCGCCCGCCAACCCUGAAGACGACGGAGGAGGAGAGGGAGGUGAUGAGGAGAGAGAAGCUUCGAUUCCUGUUCAACAUGCACGACACAGACAGUGACGGCACCAUCACUCUGGACGAGUACAGGAAGGUAGUAGAAGAGCUUCUGUCAAAAAGCGGUGCCAUCGGGCUGGAGGCUGCCAAGGCGAUAGCAGAUGCUGCCAUGUUGGAAGUGGCAAGCACAAAUGUGCCCCACAUGGAACCAGACGAAUUUUAUGAAGGAAUUACGUUCGAGCAUUUUGAACAGAUCUUAAAAGGCCUGGAGAUGGAGUCCAGGAUGCACAUUCGCUUUUUGGAUGUGAACACCACAACGAUGCAUUGUGGGAAAUGAACCUCUCAGAAGGAGUCAAUUUCCUUUU
Messenger RNA from Myripristis murdjan (pinecone soldierfish), 729 nucleotides. It is a transcript of the gene tesca, whose product is annotated as tescalcin a. The coding region runs from base 48 to 701 and encodes 217 amino acids. NCBI's taxonomy places the organism in Eukaryota, Metazoa, Chordata, Actinopteri, Holocentriformes, Holocentridae. The record is from RefSeq and is a predicted model, not a curated record. Gene Ontology annotation, molecular function: calcium ion binding. The transcript has 8 exons.